Micropterus dolomieu (smallmouth bass) is the source of this 1464-nucleotide messenger RNA. RefSeq names its product otolin 1b (gene otol1b). The coding region runs from base 1 to 1464 and encodes 487 amino acids. Lineage: Eukaryota; Metazoa; Chordata; Actinopteri; Centrarchiformes; Centrarchidae. The transcript is spliced from 4 exons. Gene Ontology annotation, molecular function: protein binding. The record is from RefSeq and is a predicted model, not a curated record.
AUGAGGUUUAUCUCCUGUCAGUUGACCCUUCUGGCUAUAGUUGUGGUUACACUCACUGUGGUGUCCUGCGCUGAAGCUAAGACUACUCCGAAACCAAAGUACCAGUACACCAAGAAGCCUGUCCCUCAGAUCACCGUGCACAACCCUGUGACCACCAACAUGCCCAAGACUCUCAAGAUACUGCCGAGUGCAAAUCCUGAGGAUUCCCAUCCACUGCCCACCACAGAGAGGACCACCUAUCCAAAUCACGUCUUUCCACAGUACUACACAGAGAGCACUGAGUCCCCUGGUGUUGGCCCUGAGAACUACACCUUGGAUUACAACGAGUGUUACUUCAACUUCUGUGAGUGCUGUCCACCUGAGAGAGGCCCCAGGGGCCCAAAGGGAGACAGAGGCCUGACAGGGCCACCAGGUGAGAGAGGCCUUACAGGAGCAGCUGGUUUACCUGGACCACAGGGAGUGAGUGGUCCUAUGGGGUUAAGAGGAGACAAAGGGGAAAAGGGUGACAGAGGAAGCAGUGGAACAGGCGGGUCACCAGGAAUUCCAGGAAAACCAGGACAUAAAGGUGAUGUUGGCUCAAAAGGUGAGAAAGGUGAAAUAGGGUUGCAAGGUGUCAUGGGUGGUAUUGGGGAGAAAGGGGAACCUGGCCAGAAUGGAACUGCUGGUGAGAAAGGAGAACCGGGAAAGGAGGGGCCAGCUGGACCUCCGGGUGUGGCUGUUGAGUCAGGUGCUAAGGGAGAUAAGGGGGAUAAGGGGGAGUGUGGCACGUUCGGGGAGAGAGGACAGAAAGGUGAGCGAGGGGAUCCUGGGCAUCCUGGCAUCCCAGGAGUGAUGGGCAUUCCAGGAAUGAACGGCAAGCAUGGUUCCCCUGGUCCUGUAGGCGUCCGAGGGGAUCAAGGACCUCCUGGACCACAAGGAGAACCAGGGGUUAGAGGAUCUCAGGGACCACAAGGCAUGAGAGGGAUGAUGGGGCCAAAAGGGGACAGAGGUUACCCUGGGAUGAGAGGUGAGCGGGGCAUUCGUGGAUUCAAAGGAGCUAAGGGAUCAGGGUUUCCCCAGAAGCGCUCUGCCUUCAGCGUGGGUAUCUCUCCAAGAAAGUCCUUCCCUCCUUCUGGCUUUCCAAUACGCUUCGACAAAGUGUUCUACAACGAAGACAACCACUACAAUGUGACUUCCAACAGCUUCACAUGCGUCCACGCCGGGGUUUACGUCUUCUCCUUCCACAUCACCGUACGCAAUCAGCCCCUGCGAGCCACACUGGUAGUGAAUGGGUCACGGCGGGUAAGGACACGAGACUCUCUGUAUGGUCAAGACAUCGACCAGGCAUCCACUCUGGUGGUGCUGCAGCUGGCGGUGGGUGAUGAGGUGUGGAUGGAGACACUCAGAGACUGGAAUGGGGCAUAUGCCAGCAGUGAGGAUGACAGCAUCUUCUCUGGAUUCCUGCUUUACUCAGACAAGGCCUGA